This is a messenger RNA of Strongylus vulgaris, 1011 nucleotides long. Lineage: Eukaryota; Metazoa; Nematoda; Chromadorea; Rhabditida; Strongylidae. The record is from the annotation of a GenBank genome assembly.
AUGAAAUGGCAUAGACGAGUGCUGUUUCUACUGCUCGUUAUUGCAACAUUUGCUGGGAUUAUGGAACUUUUAAGAACAUGUUUCUCUUUGCCACAAAAGUCAGGUCAUGAAAGGACUGCUACCAGGCUUUAUUCGAAACGAAAUAACACGAAAAAGUGCCCGUCUACGUUUGGCAGAGUUGCUGUUUUCGCAGCAUACAGUGGAAAUCGCGUUGAGAGAUUGUAUGAAAUCGCUCAGCAAUCAUUGCAAUGCUAUCUAAAGGGGAUGGACUACUCUCUGUUUUUUGUAGAUCUUGACAAUGACGAACUAGUGCAAAGGGCAUGCGGGAUGCAUGGAAUAGCUUACUUCAAAAAGCAUUGCGCAGCAAGAUUAUACCUUCCACAAACCGAUUGGCUGCUUGUUCUCGAUGCUGAUACAGGAGUAGUCAAUCCCAAUCAUUGCAUUGAAGAAUGGAUAGAUGAUCGAGUAGAUGUAAUUCUUUACGAACGUUUUUGGAAUUGGGAAAUAAUGGCCGGAAACUACCUGGUAAGGAAUUCCGAAUUUGGGGACAAGUUCCUUGACGAUUGGGCCAACUUUGAUUCGCUAUUACCUGCGUCAUAUAAUGGGUAUGACCAAGGAGCGCUAAUGAUGCUUCUCCUCAAAACUUUGAUUCCCGAAAGCGAAAUUGAAUAUAACGCAUGCGAGGAGUACUUAAUAAACGCAACAAGCUUUAACACCUACAUGGCUGUGGUUUACUGUGUAAGGCAGGCCCUUGGUGCGACAAGGAUGUGGCCCGGAAAAAUACGUAUCUUUCGCAGAUUUGAAGCAUUUGCACGUGAUGGCUUCGUUACCGAGCAAAGAUGGAGCGAUAAAGAUUUUAUGAUACAUGGAUGGAAGAACGUGGAUUUGAAUGGAACUGCUUUUGAAGAAAAUCUUGAACUGAGCCUUUGUGAUCAAGGGCUGCGUGCCUGGGAAGUGGCAUGGAGAAAAGACCUGAAAAUGGAAGUCCACGAACUGCGGUAUGAAAUAUGA